AUGAUAAAAUUUUUAUUUAUCAUCGGAUUAACGAUUUUAACACAACAUAAGGAUGCCGACGCCUGGUUGCUGCCAUGUGACGAAACAAUCGAAUUAAAAGCUGGCGACAACAUUACCUUAAAAUCUCCCAACAAUCCAGUUGGUUCCGCUGGCUCCUUGUGUCGCUACAAAAUAAAAGCUCCUCAGGGAUUUACGAUAACAGCGACUUGCAAAUUGAAGAUUCAUCAGGACGACAAUGGAAAAUGUUCGAGUGAAUCUUUUCAUGUGAUGAAAAAUGGAAGCACGGAUUUGAUGGGAAGUGAAAUAAUUUGUGGCAAGGGAAAAAUUACUCGCACAAGUCGAUUUAACGAAUUGACACUUGCUUACAAAUCGGAAAUUAAUACUGGAAAAUUUUCUUGUUCAAUUACGACGAAUUGUGAUUGCGGAUGGAGUGUUAAGAGCAAAGUAGUGAAUGGAGAAAUUGCCGAAGUGAACGAAUUCAUCUCGAUGGCUGGCAUCGUCAACAUUUUAACGCGAACUGUCGAGUGUGGCAGCAGCAUAAUUUCGCCAUUUUAUGCACUUACAGCCGCACAUUGUUUCAAAGGCAGCAUCUCAAUGGAAAAUAAUGUUGCCUUACUCGUUGGUGAUCACGAUCAUUCAGUCGGAAAUGACACUUCAUUCGCUGCUCUUUAUUUGAUUGAAAAAAUCACGAGACACGAGGAUUACAACUCCGUAACAUACGCCAACGAUAUCGCAUUGAUGAAAACUAAGAAAGAAAUUAAAUUUAACAUCGCCGUUGGACCAGCUUGUCUUCCUUACGGCUUUGCUCCGAACCAUUUUGAUGAGAAUUUUAUCGUGGAAGCAGCUGGAUGGGGUUCGAUUGAAAAGAGUUUUCGCGGAAAAAGAUCAGAAGUGUUGCGAACUGUGGAAUUAAACACUUUGAACAUCGAAACUUGCAAAAAGCACUGGCCGAAUAUUACACCGAAUCAAGUUUGUACAUUUACGGAGGGAAAAGACACGUGUUCGGGUGAUAGCGGAGGCAAUUUGUACUAUCGGAAUAAUAAGCUUUAUACUAUUUUGAUUGUUAGUUUUGGCGGCGAAUGUGCAAGUAAAGUUCCAGCAGUGAAUACAAAAAUUUCAGCGUAUUUGCCGUGGAUCGAGGAAAAUACGGAGGGAGCGUUUUUCUGUAAAGCUUGA
This is a messenger RNA of Culicoides brevitarsis, 1176 nucleotides long. Its product is annotated as venom serine protease-like. Gene Ontology annotation, molecular function: serine-type endopeptidase activity. Lineage: Eukaryota; Metazoa; Arthropoda; Insecta; Diptera; Ceratopogonidae. Gene Ontology annotation, biological process: proteolysis. The record is from RefSeq and is a predicted model, not a curated record. Bases 1 to 1176 code for a protein of 391 amino acids. The transcript has 4 exons.